Messenger RNA from Metarhizium robertsii ARSEF 23, 1452 nucleotides. RefSeq lists its product as uncharacterized. Lineage: Eukaryota; Fungi; Ascomycota; Sordariomycetes; Hypocreales; Clavicipitaceae. Bases 1 to 1452 code for a protein of 483 amino acids. The transcript has 3 exons. The record is from RefSeq and is a predicted model, not a curated record.
AUGGGUAGUGAACGUUGGGAGCGCGAUCGUUUCGAAGACGAUAGAUACUACAUGAGGGGCGGCAGGGGCCGAGAGCGUUCUGAGGAUCGCUACGACCGCAGCCGAUACUAUGAAGACGACUUUGUGCGAGACCGACGAUACCACGACGAUGAACUCCGAUACGAGCCAAGAAGAGAGCCAGCCCGUCAGCCAGAGUUCGAUCGUCGUAUGGUCAUAGAGAAGGAAAGAGACCGAGAGUACUAUAGGGAUUCUUCCCCGCGCAGACCUGCUUUCCUCCGACGUCAGUCUUCCUUGGAUACCUAUGAUCGACGUCCGCUUCGCAAUAUUUUCGACCAGCGCGAGGAAUACCCCCCUCCUGCUAGACGAGAAGACAUAUUUAGGGACGAAUACCGGGCCCCACCUUACACGCCUAUUCCUCUCCCAAAGGCCAGAGGCCUUCCCCCUCCCGGAAGACGGGAUGAUCGAUACUAUGACUAUCGUCCAGAGUCGGAAUACUAUCCGGAAGACGAAUAUAGACAUAUGCCAGAGCGUGUUAGGGAGCGAGAAAUCAUCAGGGAGCGUGAUAGGAGGGAUAGGAGUCGAGAAUCAAGGGGUACUCGAACUCACACCCACCGCAGCAGCUCACGAUCCUCGAGCAGCUCCUCCAGCAGCGGCGGCGGAGCCACAGUUCGCAGCGAGUACCCGAAGAAAGGCAAAACCAAGAUUCCCCUCCGUUUGGUUUCCAAGAGAGCCCUUAUUGAUCUCGGGUACCCUUAUGUGGAAGAGGAAAAUACAAUCAUCGUUCAAAAGGCUCUAGGCCAAGACAAUAUCGAUGAACUACUAAAAUUGAGUGAAGAAUACAUCAAAGUUGAUCAAGAGGUUAUCGCGGCCCGCUCUGCUGCUGGUGACAUAGUCGAGGAGAGAAUCGAGGAACGGAAGCAGAAGGUCAUCGAGACAAAGGCCCCGCCGCCUCCUCCCCCGGUGGUUGUUCCGGCACCACCUCCAGCCCCUAUUGUGGUCCCGCCUCCGGCUCCGGUUCCGGUUCCGGUUCCUCCCCCUCCCCCUGCUCCGGUUAUCGUGGAUGCAGGUCCUCGCGUCGACAUUGUAGACAAGACUGUCAUUCGGGAAAUAUCGCCAUCACGAAGCUCUAGUAGCUGGGACUCGGGUCACACUCAUCACCAUAGACACCACCACCACCAUGAUGAUGGUGCGCUUGUAGUCGUGCCUCGUUCCCGUUCCCGAUCCCGGACCCGCCGCGAUAUUCGCGCUGAGAUCAAGGCACUAGAACGAGAACUGGUGCACCGGCCAAGGGCAGAGGUGGAGCGUGAAGUGGUGCGAACCGAAAGACUGCCGGACGGCCAGCUUGUAGUUUAUGAAGAGGAAGUUGAAAGGACAGUUGCCCGGCCUAAACCUCCUCGGAUUGAGAAGGACAAGAAAGGUAGGAUGUCCAUCAGCGUACCAAAAUAUCGAUGA